Sclerotinia sclerotiorum 1980 UF-70 is the source of this 150-nucleotide messenger RNA. RefSeq lists its product with no specific name. The record is from RefSeq and is a predicted model, not a curated record. The transcript is spliced from 2 exons. NCBI's taxonomy places the organism in Eukaryota, Fungi, Ascomycota, Leotiomycetes, Helotiales, Sclerotiniaceae. The coding region runs from base 1 to 150 and encodes 49 amino acids.
AUGGAUGGAAGGGUGAGUACGGGGGAAGGUAAUGGGAAGGGGAAGGGUAAUGGGAAGGGUAAUGGGAAGGGGAAGGGAGAGGGGGUGGGGACUGGGGAUAGGGAUGGGGAUGAGGAUGGAAUGACGACGGAGAUUUUACUGUGGGAUUGA